AUGACAUUACAAGAAAUAAUCAAUGCAACUAACGCAGACGCGGCACUAACGGCACUCCAUGAUGCAAUUAAAACAAACAAAUGGGAUUCCCCAAUUGUAAAACCGUUCAAAGCCGUAAAAACCGAACUUACGUCUACCACACACGGUGUUAUACUUCGAGGAACACGGGUUGUCAUUCCUGCGGCUCUACAACAACGUGCAAUAGAAUAGCACAUGAGACACACUUAGGAAUAGAGAAAACGAAGUCUCUAAUUCGUGAAAAAAUCUGGUUUCCGCAAAUUGACAACCAAGUCAAAAACACAAUUGCUAAGUGCACCACUUGUCAAGCUUUUGAACAGGCGAAUCCUCCACAACCAUUACGUAUGACCGAAAUGCCAAAGUUACCAUGGACAAUUGUCCACAUAGAUUUUUAUGGUCCAUUACCAUCGUCUGAAUAUCUUUUAGUGGUGGUAGAUAGAUACUACAGAUUCCCAGAGGUUGAGAUAGUUCAUUCAACACGAGCCUCAACAGUCAUUCCAAAACUUGACAAAAUCUUCUCAGUCCAUGGCAUUCCUGACACCAUUAUAUCUGACAAUGGUCCCCCUUUUAACGGAGACAAAUAUGCACGAUAUCUGAAAGCCCUUGGUAUUCAAGCUAGGUGGCCCCAAGCUAACGCUACAGUUGAACGAUUCGUUAGGAAAAGCGCUCAAGACAGCGACACUCGAAGGACGACCAUGGAAACAAGAAUUGAACCGUUUUCUUUUACAAUAUCGUACCACUCCACAUUGCACUACAGGAGUACCUCCAUCAGAACUGUUGUUUAACCGAGUGAUAAAAGGAAAAUUACCAGUAAUAAACAGCAAGAGGAUUGUCAAUUAUCAUAAAGAAGCUCGAGACAAUGAGAAAACACGACGAGAACGCAACCGAGAAUAUGCAAAUCAAAGGAGAAACACAAGAAAAAGUGAUCUACAAGUUGGAGAUUAUGUACUGGUUAGACAAGAAAAGAAAAACAAGCUAACUGCGAACUUUAAUCACAAACCGUAUAAUAUAUACGGUAUUAUCACUAUAAAGAAAACUGGUUCAGAGAUACUUGCCCAAAGUAAAGAUGGUCAUAUUGUGAAACGGAACGUGUCACAUUACAAACGAAUAAAUUAA
Molecule: messenger RNA, 1134 nt
Organism: Paramuricea clavata
Lineage: Eukaryota; Metazoa; Cnidaria; Anthozoa; Malacalcyonacea; Plexauridae
Source: the annotation of a GenBank genome assembly